Nicrophorus vespilloides is the source of this 2622-nucleotide messenger RNA. RefSeq names its product dynein assembly factor 5, axonemal (gene Dnaaf5). The transcript has 8 exons. Gene Ontology annotation, biological process: inner dynein arm assembly; outer dynein arm assembly; cilium movement. The record is from RefSeq and is a predicted model, not a curated record. NCBI's taxonomy places the organism in Eukaryota, Metazoa, Arthropoda, Insecta, Coleoptera, Silphidae. Gene Ontology annotation, cellular component: cytoplasm. Gene Ontology annotation, molecular function: dynein intermediate chain binding. The coding region runs from base 100 to 2616 and encodes 838 amino acids.
AUUUUCAGUUGCCAUGAAACUUGUUUAUAAAUGGCAUAUCAACAUUGAUCAAUAACGUUCUAGUUUAUUAGUGGAAUUGUGUAAAGUAUUGUGUUGAAGAUGUCGAUUGACGAUUUUGAGGGUAACGACAUUGUUCAAAAUGCUGGGAAAAAGCUUUGCAUCGCGCUGCAAAGCGAAGACAAAUUUGUCCGUAAACUAGCUUUAAAAGAAUUUGCAGAAUCGCUGAAGCCUAUGGAUCAUAAUGAAUUGCACCGCUUAUUUAAAGAAGUUCAUAUAUACUUAUUAAACACGCUCAGGGAUAGAUCAGAACCUGUAAGGGAGCAAGCAAUUCAAACAUUGCAACUGUAUAUUCUGGAGAAGUUACCAAUAAAUGACUACUACAUUUCCUACCUGUUUCCAAUAUUCAUUGAAAGAAUUGGUUCAGUGGAAAUUGUUGAGGAGUCUGAGGAAAUUCGUCUACAAUUAUUACACUUAAUCCAUGGUAUAAUUGAUAAGUAUUCUGAAGGAUCACAGCUGAAAGCAUUCCUGAAUGAUUUGGUAAUAAUUUUAAAAGAAACUGUUAAAGAUAAAUAUCCAGCAAUAAAGGAAAUGAGUUGCAAAUGCAUAAUUUUAUUGUCCAAAUAUUUACCAAGGGAUUUUCAUAUGCAAGCUGAGAGUUUGGUCAAACCUGUCUUGGGAAAUUUUAGCCACCAAAGAUACAAAAUAAGGAUUGAUGCUAUACAAUGUAUGGAAGUGAUUGUGCUAGCAAGUAGCUGUAAAGCUUUGGAAGAGGUAGCUGGUCCAAUGGCAGAAAGACUCUUUGAUCAGAUACCAGCAGUGAGAAGAACUGUGGCCAGGGUUGCUGCUAGGUGGCUUCUAGAAUACAGAGAUAGGUACUCAUUUUUUUACAAAUUGUUGCCACUAUUACUUACGGGUUUAAAUGAUGAAGUUCCAGAAACCAGAGCAGAAGCACAUACAUUAUGGUUGCAGGUUGGUUUGCAGUAUCAACGGGAAAAUGAGAAAGAUUUCAAAGAUGAACUGGAUUUUCUCACGCAAUUACCGAAGCACUAUCCUAAAGAUUUGGAAAGACCCAAUUUAGGGUGUCGAGUUUUAGUACAAAGGACAAUCGGCAAAUUAACUUCGGCUUUAGCUAGAGAACUGUCGAGUUGGCAGGCUGAUGUCCGUGUAAGAUGCAGUCAGUUGCUUUGCGCCGUGGCACAUCACGCCGAAGACGGUAUCACACAGCAUUUACAAGAAUUAUUAGUCGCUAUGUAUGCCACUGCUCGGGACGAAGAUGAACGAGUAGUUGUGAAUAUUGUAAGAGCUAGCCAAUUGAUUGGUACCUUCGUGCCGGUAGAUACUUGGAAGAAGUUAAUACUGCCAGCUAUAGAAGAUGGUGCCCAUUAUGGACAUCUCACAGUUUUGGCCAACUUAAUUCGGGGUGCGCCACAAGACCUCGUUUGUUCUGAGUUGAGAGAAAUUUCGCAAUUAUUGGUAGAUCCCAAUGUCUGCCAAAGUAGGAAGGCUCGAUAUCAGAAAGAACUCAUUAACUGUGUUAACUCGAUUGAAGAUAAAUACUCUGAUGAACUGUCUGGUGAUAUCGGAUCACUUCUUUUCCGCAUUGUUGCUACAGUCUUCAGUAUCAGAGAUAAAGAAAACGAUGAGGUUUUAGAUGAGAGGAUGUUUCAAAGAUUGAGCGACGUUUUAAAGUUGGACAAUGUCGACGAUCUGUGGAAAAUAUUUUUGGAAGAUUUGCUGAAAUCGUUAAAUGGAGAUCCGAAGGGUUGGACAGAAGUAACUGUAGAUCGGUGCAUUUUGGAAACUAUUCUUGCUUAUUCGAAUGCAUCUUUCGGGCAGCAUUUGGGCGUUAUUGGAGCGAUUUUAGUGGAUGCCUUGGAUUUGAGUGUCGAGCCUGAAGCCAGAUUGAGGACUUUCAUCGCACUCACAGAAGCGUUGGAUAAAAAAGACGUUAUCUUCAAAAAUGCAAUUAAUCUUCAAAUAUUCUUAGAGACAUUGAUUACAGAUGCCAUUAAACCAACUCUGGUAUGGCACGCAGGACGCACAGCUGAGGCUAUGCGGACCAUGGCAACUUCUUGCCUUUGCACUGCUUUAAGUCCUGCCAUCAAUGUUGAUCUAUUCACAAAGGAACUUCUGCAAACCUUAUCGCAGCAGAUCAUACCUUUGCUAUUGUCGUUGACUGAAGACGGUGCAUAUCGCAGCCGUCAUUUAUCUCUCGAAGCUUUAGUAUUGCUCAAAAAUAUGAUGGUUGUUAAAGAAAUUUGGGGGAUUGACGAUCUCAUCAAAAUAUAUCCAGAAAUACUAAAGCGUCUGGACGAUCCGAUUAGUGGGGUGCGUAUAUGUUCAGUUGAAUCUAUAUCCAUUCUACUUGAGGAUAUCCCGGAGGAAUUUAAGGGAGACACGUUCAAGUCACACCACGAGUUUAUAAUUGAUACACUGAUGAUACAUUUUGAUGAUGAUGAAAUGGAGUUUCAGGAAUUGAUUAAAGGUGUAUUUAAAGUUCUAGUUAAAUUCUGCAAGCAGAUUGUUGAGGAGAAGGUGCUCAAACAUAAACCACUUAUUAGAAAUCAAGAUGGGUGUGAUGAAAUCAUCAAAUAUAUCCAACAGAUUGAGUUAUAAUUUAUG